GAAGUGCGUCACAGGGCUCGGGCCUGUCGCCGUUAUCGGCCCGCUCGGAACAUCGGCUCCAAGGAACACCAACGGGAGCGGCGGGGCCGGCAGUUUUUAAUGUGUGCCACACGUGGAAGACCCCCGGUUGUAUGUUGGGAGCUCUGACAGGCCCAUGUUUUUGGCAGUAAGUGUGGUAACAGCUGUGAUGAGGCCACCAGUUCCUUGCCAGAGGGUUUGACCACAGAGAGUCGCCAAGAUAGCUGGGCCAGGAAGAAAACGUCGCAACCCUGACCCAGACUCCAUCACCGACCCCGGCGGGCCGUUUGUGUCCUCCAAACGGCUGAAGAUGUCCAGCAGCACCAAUGCCCCCGGCCAGAGGAGGGUAUCUCGGGGCUUGGAUGAUGCUGCCAACAAGAAGAAGCAGAAGGAUCGAGCCAACCAGGAGAGCAAGGAAGUGUCUCGCUCUGAGCUCGAGCAGGCUGAGGCUGCCCAGGAGAAGGACUCAGAGGAGGAGCUGCUGCUGGACUGGAAGCAGAAUGCCGGUGAGAUCAUUGUCAAGCUGAAUUUGGGCAGCGAAGCUCUGAAAGUGGAGGAUGUGGAUGCUGAUUUCACUGACACAGACUGUGUGAUCAAACUACCAGAUGGGCGCCAGUGGAGCUGUCAGUUCUUUGAGGAGAUUGAGGGCUCCUGCAGCAAGAUCCAGUGCAAAAAGGGCAACUUUCUACAUCUUGUGCUUCAGAAGAAGAUCCCACUCCAUACCUGGUCUUCGCUUCUGAAGAGAAGGAAAGAUGGAUCCAAAGAGCUGGCCAAAGGGGCCACGUGCUGGGAGAACGGGAAGGAGAAGGCUGGUUCUGCAGAGCUGGCCUCUGAAGAGCCAAGGGCUGAAAGCACAGAGCUGCUGAGAUCCCGGCGGGAAGCCUCCAACCCCAAGCGUGCUCCAGGAAGGAGCGAGGCCCUGGGAGGGAAGAGCCCAGCCAGCCCAGGGACGCAGAGCGGCCCCAGCGCCAAGCGGGCAGUUUACCUCAAAGUGGCUCCCACUGAAGAGGAGCCCAAUGCCAGAAUCACUGGGAACGUGGAGCCCAGCAAAGGGCACAGCGGGAGGGCUGGGAGCUGCCGCAACGGCAGAGCCAGCCAGCCUGAUGCACCCUCGGCCCUUGCGGACCUUGCCGUGCCACUGGAGAAGGCUGUGGCGCUGGCCAAGGAGACAGUUCCUAUGGAGAUGCCACCCCUCGCGGCUACCACAGAGGUGUUCCCCCACUGCAUUGCCACCUGUGUGGAGAAGAGAGUCCUGCAGCCAGGCAGCCCUGCUGAGGCCCUGCGGGGCCGGGACUGCACACCUGUGCUGGGAGAGAGCUCCAAGGCUGUCCCAGUGGCCACCCCUCCCCUGGGCAGAGGAAAUGAGAAGAGGGACUGGUCCAAGGAUGAUGUGGCUCUGGAAGCAGCAGCUGAUGAGCCAGAGCCUUUUGUGAGUCUGACCUUUGUCAAGAAUGACUCAUAUGAAAAGGGCAAUGACCUGGUGGUGGUGCACGUCUACGUGAAGGAGAUCCACAAGGAGACGUCCAAAGUGUUGUUCCGGGAGCAAGACUUCACGCUGGUGUUCCAGACAAGUGACACAAACUUCCUUCGCCUCCAUCCUGGCUGUGGGCCCCACACAGUGUUCCGGUGGCAGGUGAAGCUCAGGAACCUUAUUGAGCCAAACCAGUGCACAUACAACUUCACAGUGUCUCGCAUCGAUGUCUGCCUGAAGAAACGCCAGAGCCAGCGCUGGGGCGGCCUGGAGGCUCCAGCUGCACGAGGUGCAGUGGGUGGUGCAAAGGUUGCCAUGCCUACAGGCCCUACCCCUCUGGACAAGAACCCCCCUGGCAGCAACCAGCACCCCCUAUCCAGCAAGGAAGAGGCCCGAGCCAGUGACAAAGAGAAACCACGUGUGGAAGAUGGGGGUCUGGAUGGUGUGGCAGCACGUACAGCCCAAGAGCAUGUGGCAGUGAAGCAAGAGCCACGCAUUCCCUCUCCCAAACCCACCUGUAUGGUGCCACCAAUGACACACAGCCCGGUGAGCACUGAGAGCGUGGAGGACGAUGAGGACGAGGAUGAGAAGAAGAAGGUUUGUCUGCCUGGCUUCACGGGGCUGGUGAACCUGGGCAACACCUGCUUCAUGAACAGUGUCAUCCAGUCCCUGUCCAACACACGGGAGCUGCGUGACUACUUCCAUGAUCGGUCCUUUGAGUCGGAAAUCAACUACAACAACCCGCUGGGGACGGGGGGCCGCCUGGCCAUCGGCUUUGCCAUGCUGCUGCGGGCACUGUGGAAGGGCACACACCAUGCCUUCCAGCCCUCGAAACUGAAGGCAAUCGUGGCCAGCAAAGCCAGCCAGUUCACUGGCUAUGCCCAGCAUGAUGCUCAGGAGUUCAUGGCCUUCCUGCUCGAUGGCCUGCAUGAGGACCUCAACCGCAUCCAGAACAAGCCCUACACAGAGACUGUUGACUCGGAUGGGAGGCCUGAUCAGGUUGUAGCUGAGGAGGCCUGGCAGCGGCACAAGAUGAGGAACGACUCUUUCAUUGUGGACCUCUUCCAGGGCCAGUACAAAUCCAAGCUGGUGUGCCCAGUGUGUUCCAAGGUAUCCAUCACCUUUGACCCAUUCCUGUACCUCCCGGUGCCCCUUCCUCAGAAACAGAAGGUGCUGACUGUGUACUACUUUGCAAAGGAGCCGCACAAGAAACCCAUCAAGUUCCUUGUGAGUAUCAGCAAGGAGAACUCCAGUGCCAUGGAGGUGCUUGACUCGGUGGCCCACAGCGUGCGUGUGAAACCAGAGAACCUGCGCCUGGCAGAGGUGAUCAAGAAUCACUUCCACCGCAUAUUCCUGCCGUCCAACUCACUCGACACAGUCUCCCCCACGGACCUGCUGUUCUGCUUCGAGGUGCUGUCCCCAGAGCUGGCCAAGGAGCGGGUGGUGGAGCUGCAGGUCCAGCAGCGUCCGCAGGUGCCCAGUGGCCCCGUGGCCAAGUGUGCAGCCUGCCAGAAGAAGCAGCUCUCGGAGGAUGAGAAACUCAAGCGCUGCACGAGGUGCUAUCGAGUCGGUUACUGCAACGUGGCAUGUCAGAAAACACACUGGCCAGACCACAAGGCUUUGUGCCGCCCCGAGAACAUCGGUUUCCCCUUCCUCAUCAGCGUGCCCGAGUCCCGCCUCACCUACGCCCGCCUGGCCCAGCUGCUGGAGGGCUACGCAAGGUACUCAGUCAGCGUGUUCCAGCCUCCAUUCCAGCUGGCACGGAUGUCACCGGAGCAGGGGCUGCAGCCUUUGCUCCCGGACAAGCUGGAACCCCUGCCCAAGAGCAGUUGUGCAUCAGCCACCUCUGCCCCUGAGCUGGAGGACGGGGACAGGACUUCCAGCAUCCUUCAGGAGCCCCCCCUGUCACCAGCUGUGCCUGAGCUGCACCCAGAGGUGAGAGAUACCAGCACUGUCCGGAGCAAGGUUCUGGCAGCCAGGAGUUCCCCACUGAGCCUGGAUUCGGGCUUCCCCGAGCACAUGGAGUCGCAGGGCGAUAGCUGUUGCGAAAAGGAGCCGUCCUAUGAGCGAGCCCUCAAGCCAGAAGCUGCCAUCCCUGGGUACCAGCACACUCCAGACUCGCUGAGUGCCCGCGCCACACAGUUCUACAUCAACAAGAUCGAUGCUGCUGCCAACAGAGAGUACAAGCUGGAAGAUAAAGGUGACACCCCCCUGGAGCUGACAGAUGGCUGCUCCCUUGCCCUGGUGUGGAAGAACAAUGAACGCCUCAAGGAAUUUGUGUUGGUGGAAUCGAAGGAGCUGGAGUGCAUGGAGGACCCGGGCUCAGCCAGUGAAGCAGCCCGCGCUGGCCACUUCACCCUGGAGCAGUGCCUCAAUCUCUUCACCAAGCCCGAAGUCCUGGCCCCAGAGGAAGCGUGGUACUGCCCCAAGUGCAAGCAGCACCGUGAAGCCUCCAAGCAGCUGAUGCUGUGGCGGUUGCCCAAUGUCCUCAUCAUCCAGCUCAAGCGUUUCUCCUUCCGUAGCUUUAUUUGGAGGGACAAGAUCAAUGACAUGGUGGACUUCCCUGUCCGGAACCUGGACCUGAGCAAGUUCUGCAUUGGCCAGAAGGGCGAGCAGCAGCUGCCCGUGUACGACCUGUAUGCUGUGAUCAACCACUACGGAGGCAUGAUCGGGGGGCACUACACAGCAUACGCCCGCCUGCCCAAUGACAAGAACAGCCAGCGCAGUGACGUGGGCUGGCGGCUCUUUGAUGACAGCACAGUCACCACCGUGGACGAGAGCCAAGUGGUAACCAGAUACGCCUAUGUCCUGUUCUACCGCCGGAGGAACUCUCCUGUGGAGAGACCCCUGCCAGGGCACCCCCCGGACCACCGAGCCGAGCGCACCCCCUCUGCUGAAGCUGCUGCCAGCCAGGCUUCUCUGAUCUGGCAGGAACUGGAGGCUGAAGAACAAGACACGCAGCUCGAGGCACCCCAAAGGUCUGCAAGAAAUCCCUGGAGGCCUUGUGGCCAGAAGCGGAGUCCGGGCACCCCCCAGCACCCAGAUGAAGGCUGCGUCAGAUACUUUGUCCUGGCCACCACGGCCGCAAUUGUGGCUCUCUUCCUGAACGUCUUCUACCCGCUCAUUUACCAGACCCGCUGGAGAUAGGCACAGGCACACAGCCAACUGCAGGCACAGGGCUCCAGGGCAUGCUGCGGGGCAGCAGGACAAGCAGCCAGGAAGGACUCACCGAGGGAAGGGUGGAGCUGUCAGGUCCUGCCUGUCUGCUCUGCAUCUCCGUGCCACCCCAGAAGCAGGAGCCCGUCUGCCUUCCCUCACCCUUGCUGCCUGUGGGCCAGACCUCGUGGCUACCUGCUGCUCAGGAAGGAAUGUUGAUGCUGCACAUUGAGCACCUCCACUUGGUCCCAGGACAGAAGCAGAGACCUGCCAAGAGCCUGCUCCAAGGGCAACGUGCCCUGAGACAGUUCCUAAUCCAGUUGUGCUGCUGCAGGACCCCUGGGCCUGGUGUGACUGUGGCUCCUGGGCCAGCCCAGUCCCUCCUGUUGAGCUUCCUAGUGGCAUCUGCCCCUAUACCAGGAGUAUUGUGCACUCCACCCCCAUGCUGGGGCCUUGUCACCGAGGGCUGCUGUGCUUCCCCUUCACCCCUGCUGUGGAUCAGGGUUAUCUGAGCUGGGGUGCCCAUGGUGAGCACCCACCAGCACCGUGGGGGGCUCUGCCAGGAGAGCACAGUGGGACCUCGGUGUGUUAGUAAAGCCAGGUUUUCCAAAGAGCUGUGGCAUCCCUGUCCUGGUGUGCUGGGACACAGGGGCAGGGACUCUGCACUGGAGCCACCUCCCUGUGCCUGGGGCCACUGUGGCACAGCCAGCAUGGGGACUGUGCCCUGUGCUGCAGCAGGCUUGGGGCUGCGCUCCGCCUGCCAGUGCCAUGGGGCACGUGCCGGGUGCGAGGAGCCCGGCAGCACACGGUGCCAUGGGGUUGGGCACAGGCUGCGGCUCCCGUGCUGUCUGACAUUGAGACGUGUUGCCCUUGGCGGAGCGUGGCUCAGGCUGCUCCGGCGUGUUUGGGUGUGAGAGGUGACUUCAGAGCCCUGUGACUUCCUUUUCCGUCUCCGUCGCUGUCCCACUGCCGGUGCCCUUGGCUGCCUCGGGAAGGAUGCUUGGCAGGGAAGAGGCUCUCCUGUGUUAGUGCCUGCGCUCAAGCAGCGCAGCGGGAGCCGCCACCUCGCUCCUGUACCUCUCUCCCUGCACACGUGCCGCGCCGCGCCGGGUCCGUGCCGUGGUCAUGAGGUGUCCAUCCCGGAACAGUCGCCUCAUUGUCUGCAGCUCUGGGGCUUGCCGGCUUCCCCCGCUCACCCACAGCGCCGGCCUCGUGGGGCUGACUCAGUGCUCGCCACCGGGGCUGUGCUCUCUGCUCCGGCUGUGGGUCGGGACCCACAUGCUGCCGCUUGCCCUGCCGGGAGCUGGGUGGCCGGCAGGGCCCUCUCAGGCCUUGGAAAUCCCCUCUGGUCCUGCACUGGCAGCCGGCCUCACCGCUGCUGGCCCCGUGCCCGUGCCGGGGCGUCAGGCUCUGCUCAGACUGGCCCUGGCCGCGGCAGCCCCGGGGGCACGAGUGCCGGGCUGGGGAGAGGCUCAGCGUGCUGCAGCCUGGCUCUCCUCUGGCAGGCAGGUACCCCCGGGCAUGCAGGGGCUGCCAUCACCUCCUGCUCUCCUGGCUGUACCUGCAGUGUGCGGUCCCUACACUGAUGCUGGCAUCCCCCGGCACGAAGAAGGGAAGGAGAUGGGCGGGCAGGGUGAUGGUCUCCCUUCUCAUCCCCACCUUCUGCUUGCAGGGUCUGCCCCCGGUGCCGUUUGGAUCCGGUCUGGCCCCUGAAGCAGCCCCGGCCGCAGAAAGCCUCCCCGAGCGCUUCGCCAGCCCUGCCGAGCGCCCGACCCCCUCCUACAGCAGCAUGGAAGAAGUCGACUGAGCAUC
Melopsittacus undulatus (budgerigar) is the source of this 6457-nucleotide messenger RNA. RefSeq names its product ubiquitin specific peptidase 19 (gene USP19). Gene Ontology annotation, biological process: protein deubiquitination. NCBI's taxonomy places the organism in Eukaryota, Metazoa, Chordata, Aves, Psittaciformes, Psittaculidae. Gene Ontology annotation, molecular function: cysteine-type deubiquitinase activity. The record is from RefSeq and is a predicted model, not a curated record. Bases 329 to 4636 code for a protein of 1435 amino acids. The transcript is spliced from 28 exons.